AUGGCCCUCGCUGCCGACCUUAAGAUCGAAGAGGAAGCGAACCUCGACUCUGCGCUAUUUGUCCGUAAGAAAGCGCUCUCGGAGCUGCGCAAGCUUUCAACACAGCGAGAUGCGAUUGUGGAGGAACUGCGCACUUUGGAGGGCGACGACGAGGAGCCGCUGGCCCGGGAAUUGCGCGAACUUGACGAGGAGUAUGCAAAUGUGCGUGCGGAAAUAGCCGAGCUGGAAGAGCGGUUGGUGGGCUUGCGGAAGCGAAAACACUGGCUUGAUGGGCGGAGGCUAGACGUAAGGAAUCGUCGCGAGGCCGGCCUUAGUGGGUACAAAGGGGCCCUGAGAGAGGUGGAUGACAAACUGGAGGAUGUCUUGAUCAAACCAAGGGUUCUCCCCUUGGAUGUCGAGGCUGUGGUAGGGCCGAGUCAGAAUGAAGGCAAUCAAGAGGUGGAACAGCAGGCCCUGGUAGGUCUGGAGUUCAUGCGCCUACGACCGGAGCGACGGACAGCCGACAUGGCAAAGGAUUGGUGGGAAAGUGAGAUUGCCCUUCUAGAGCGGCGCAAAGAGGACGUGAACAAGGAGCGCUCGGCACUAGAGGAGGGUGCCGAGGUCUGGAGGGAGGUUGUCAGGCUGGUAACGGCGUACGAGGAGGAUUUGCGCCAAGAGAUUGCAAAGGCCAGCCGUGCUGAGUCUGGAGGCUUCAACCAUGACACCGGCAAGGGCAAGGGAAAGGUCGUUGCCGAGGAUCAAGCUCCAAGCCCACUCAGGUUCUAUUCGUCACAGCUCGACAAAAUCACGAAAGUCAUGGGUGAUCUCGAAGAAAAGUUCAAUAUUGCGGAUGAACACGGGUGGAAGUUGCUGCUUUGUGCCAUCGGUGCCGAGUUUGAGGCCUUUAAGCAAGGCAAAGAGAUGAUCCAAGGCAUAUUGAUGGAGCAGGGGUACGAAGUCGAAGAUGAGAAGGGAUACCAAGGGAGUGGCGGGAGUACUCCACGAUUAGGGAGGUCCGCGGCGACUGUUCUGCAGGAUUCUACGGGAGCCUGGUCCACCAGUCACAGUAAUCGACCAACAGCCACUGAACACCAUGGUGUUGGCUACACCAGCCAUGAUGGUAACGACGACAUUGACGCUCAUACCUAUGGCCCUAAUCAUCUGGAUUUGGUGGACCUGGAGGAGGAUGGAUCACUUGAGCAUGAAGAGAAGCAAACGGGUCAUGACGAGAGUGACGAUAAUGAGGUGCCUCCAGACCUGCUGGUCUCGAGUGUCGAUGCCGAUGUCGAUAACGAUGAUUCUCAACCAGGAGGAGGAGUGGAUCUCCGAGCUUCGCGACAAGGUCUUGAAUCUAGCAAGACGACAGAGAUUGGGAACGAUGUACCGCCGGAAUUUUUGGCGCAUCAUGGACAUGGCGUUGACGACGUGGAAUAG
Messenger RNA from Sordaria macrospora k-hell, 1413 nucleotides. RefSeq lists its product as uncharacterized. NCBI's taxonomy places the organism in Eukaryota, Fungi, Ascomycota, Sordariomycetes, Sordariales, Sordariaceae. The record is from RefSeq and is a predicted model, not a curated record.